This is a messenger RNA of Closterium sp. Naga37s-1, 2043 nucleotides long. NCBI's taxonomy places the organism in Eukaryota, Viridiplantae, Streptophyta, Zygnematophyceae, Desmidiales, Closteriaceae. The record is from the annotation of a GenBank genome assembly.
AUGUUUCCAAAGACCAAAGAAACCGACCAAAGAACCGACCCGCUCGGUUUGCCCCACACUCUCUCUCCCAACCGCCCAACCCCAUCAGGUGUGCAAUGCGGUGGCGGUGGCAGCACUGCUGAACGCCACGCUGUUGCAUUCUUCUCUGCUACCUCCCCUCUCUCCAUCUUUCUCAUCUCUCACCUCCCCCCUUUCUCAUCUUCCACGUUUGCCGACAUCUUUGAUGCGCCAUUCUUCAUCGCGCACCUCGCCCCCUUCCUCCCCAUCGUCCCCACCCUCCCCCCCAACUCCUUCCACGUGCCGCCCAACUACUUCCCUCCGCCGCCCCUUGCUGUCCGCCUGCGCCGCCUCACCCGCCUCUCACUGCACGUGGCGGCUGGGCUAGCCACAGGGCGGCGACCGUUGAUGCCGCCCUAUGUGCUGCUGCCGCCCAAGAUCUCCCCGCCCCAGUGGGCGAGUGCGGACUACUAUGUGGCGCAUGUGGGGCCUGCGCUGAGGGACAUAGGAGCAGUGCGCCUGAACCCAUUCGCCAACCGCCUCUCCUCGCGGGGCCUGCCCCUCUCGCUGCAGCGCCUGCGCUGUCGCUGCAACUUCCACUUGCUGCGCUUCCUCACGCCCAUCCGCACUGCUGCCCUCACCGCCCUCCACCGCCUCUCCGCCCACGCCGCCGCCGCCACUGCCACUGCCGCUCGCUCUGCUCGCUCCUCCAAUGGGCCACCUGUCAGCUCACUGCCUGCCGCUCUCCUGCCCACGCCCACCCACGUGCCGCCUGCCCCCCUGCUGCCGUGGAUCCGCCCCCCAGCACGGCGGCGGGCGCAGGCGGUGUAUGUGGCGGUGCACGUGCGGUUUGAGAAGGACAUGCUGGCGUUCUCACGCUGCUCCUUCUCCUCCUCGCCCGCGCUGCACCGCGACCUGCAGCGGUACCGCACCUUCGCUUGGUCCCGCUUCCACCACUCCCCCGCCGCAGCCGCGUGGGAGUGGCUCAAGGCUGCGCUGGGAUGGGGGGGGCAGGCAGCGGCAGGGCAGGGCAGUAAAGUAGGAUCCAUAGUGGGACGCAACAUGAAGGGCAGCAGUGGCAGCGGGGAGGAGGGGGCAGAGGGCGAAUCAGCGAGAUCAUUGAGGGAGGCGGGGCACUGCCCUCUCUCACCGCUGGAGGUGCUGUCGCGUGCUGCCAUGGCAACAAGGCUGUAUCUGAUUGCCGUGGCGUUGUUCAUGAGGGCGGCGGGCAUAUCACCAGCUGUGCCCGUGUUUGUGGCGUCAGGCGAGCUGUACGGCCCACAGCGCCUCAUGAACGCCUUCACAGCACUCUUCCCGCGCACCCUCACCAAGGCACACCUGCUCUCGCCCGCCCAACUGCGCCCCUUCCAGGUCUCCUUUCCUAAAGCAUCUCAUGAACGCUCCACUUCCCUGUCCCAUUCUCUCCUGCACUCUUCCACUUCUCCGUCUCCCACUCAACCCCUCUACACCCUUCUCACCUGCAACACUCCCAAUUUCCACCUGCGCGCCAUUCAGUUCAGCUGCUGUGAGGACCACGCGUCGCAGCUGGCGGCAAUAGACUACCUGAUAGUGCUGCAUGCACCGCUGGUGGUGCUGUCCCACGGGUCCAACUUCGGGCACGUGGUGACGGGGCAGCGCCGCUACCUGCACGCGGGCCACGCGGGCGUGCUCAAGCCCGACAAGCGCCGCCUCGCCCAGCUCUUCACCCACACUCACCUCAGGUGGGCGUCCUUCCGUGCAUCGGUGCAUGCACUGGUGAGGGCGGGCAGAGAGGCCGAGCACAAGGUGGAGGCGGGGGGACAGGUGGGCGCGGAAGGGGGAGAUGAGAGGAUGGCGGCGAGGGAGCGAGUGGGGAAUGUGACUGUGUUGGAGGUUGCAAGGUGGGGUGUUGGGGAGGGCGGGCAGCAAUUAAGGAUGGAUGAGGGUCGUCAUCAGAAGCAAGAUACUAGUGAAUGGCGGAAGGGGAGAACGGGCAAGGAGAAGGAGAAUGAAAUGUCUCCAUAUGUUAUACCCCAGAGUUUCGAAAUUUUCGCGUCUCUGGUUUAG